AUGUCUUUAGAAUUCCUAAAGCAUGAAUAUAGCAGUCCAUCCUCUUUCUCUUCAUACAACUUAUUCGAUUUAAUUAUUGUACAAUUAGUUCAUUUAGUAAUGAGUACUAGAAAUAGGAAGAAAGAUUCGGUAUCAUCAUCACCACCACAACAACCACAACCUUCAUCAUCAUUGUCUUCACCAUCAAAGACAAAUAAUAAUAAUACAAAGAAUAAUAAUGGUGGUAUUGGUAUUAGUUCUUUAAUAUUAAAGAAUGAUACAUUGAUAUCAUUUAGUUUAUUUUGUAUUGUAUUGACCGUCUAUCUAUCAAAUGGUGGAUUUACGAUUGGUGGUGACUCGAAUGCCAAUAUGUUGUUGGCGCUCAGACUGUCAUCGACACCAUUCUCGUCGUCGUCGUCACCGUUCCUAUUCAAUCCUCGCGAGAACCCUUGUCUGUUUUUGUGGGACUUUGUAGCAGAUAGAUCGCAACCUCCAAUGCAAGGACUAUCACUGUCGCACUGGAACAUAUCGACCAGCGUCAAACUGGACAACGGACAGACAACGGUCAAGACGGCAUGGCAACUCUAUGAAAUGAAACGUGUCACCUUUUCAUCGGCCACCUACUUUGUCCAGCCAACUCUAUUCGACCAAUACUAUGCCAACACCUUUGGUAUUGGAACUGCCAUCGUAUCAGCACCAAUCUUUUACCUCUAUACCACCUUUGUACAUCCUUUUGUUACAACGACGACAGUUGAUGUAUGUGCCUAUGACCGAUCACAUCUAGCAGAGAUAUCAAAGUUUACUGCAUCAUUCUUUACUGCUGCAUCUGCUGCCAUCAUGUACCUUUGUUUUAAAAGGGUUUCAUCUUUAUUUGGAGAGAAUAAUGACAAUGCAACCACCACCACAACUACAAUGACAAAUAUAGUACUGACGAUUGUUUAUGCAUUGGGUAGUUCAAUGUGGAGUAUUAAUAGCCAGGCAUUGUGGCAGCACUCACCCAACACAUUCUUUUUAUGUGUAGGAUUGUACUAUCUAUUGACACUACAUACACACAACUAUGGGUGUUGGAAAGCAUCUGCAUUGUGUAGUUUGUGCUUGUCAAUUGCUACAUUUUGUAGACCUACCAGUGUACUCUAUCCAAUGAGUGUAGCUGUAUUCCUGUCAUUGAAACUAGUCUCAACUAUUAUCUCAUCAUCACAAAAACCAAAUACAAGUAAAUUAUUUAAAUCGAUCAUUGCAUUUGGAUUGGUUGGUGGAUUGUUUGGAGGAUUAUUCCUCUUUCACAACCAGUAUUAUUUUGGAUCACCAUUUACGACUGCACAAAACAUUGCAGCCGAGUCAUUAUCGGUGGCCAAACAAUCAGAUGGUGUAUGGACAUCACCAUUCUUGGUUGGUCUCUCCACACUCUUGUUUAGUCCUUCAAGAGGACUAUUUGUCCAUUCACCCAUCCUAUUGGCUUCAUUGUUUGGUUUGGUCAGAGUCAUUGUCUCACCCAAACGAUACGCCAUUCUCUUGCCAUUCAUCGUAUCAACCAUUGUCUUGGUGAUUGCAGCAUCCAAGUUUUUCGAUUAUUGGGGUGGUUGGUGUUUUGGAUCAAGACCUCUUACCGAUACCAUGCCUGUUUUAUUCAUAUUAUUGGCCGUCUUUAUUUAUCCGCUCGUGAUAUCAUUAUCCUCAUCAUCUUGGUCUAAAGUUUUAAUUGGUAUCCUCAGUAUACUUGCAAUUGUAUCUAUUGGUAUUCAUGGUAUUGGAGCUUAUUCAUAUGAUCCAAUGAUAUGGAAUUAUGCAAAGGCAACCAAGACUAAAGAUGUACAUCUUGGAGGAAUACAACUAUCAACCAAUUUUGAUAUCAUCACUGAACAGAAACCAAUGCCAUCCAACACAUUCUUGGUAAACAUUGAUGAAGCACAGUAUAGAUGGAGAUUAUAUGAUUGGAAUAAUCCACAACUGCUCUUUCUCUUUAGAAACUUGGAUUUAGCAACUAGAGUUAGACAAAGAAAUAUUCAAUCUUGGAAAGAAGGUAAAUUAAAUUAA
This is a messenger RNA of Cavenderia fasciculata, 2013 nucleotides long. RefSeq lists its product as uncharacterized. The coding region runs from base 1 to 2013 and encodes 670 amino acids. NCBI's taxonomy places the organism in Eukaryota, Evosea, Eumycetozoa, Acytosteliales, Cavenderiaceae. The transcript has 2 exons. The record is from RefSeq and is a predicted model, not a curated record.